AUGGCGAGAAUUCUCGCCGUGGCCGCUGCCGGCACAGUGGCCUUACUGGUGUGCUGCUCAUGUGGGGUUCGAGGUAAGGAGGAUGAGGACGUGCUGGACUCCCUCGUCGAGUUCCUUGCCACGCUCGCCGGUGGCAGCGCGAGCGGCCACGCGAAGGCGCGGGAGCUCGGCUGGGACGCGUCGACCGACCCGUGCGACGGCAGCGCCUCGAAGUGGGGAGAGUCCGUCAGGUGCUUCGAAAACGGCGCGAGUGACGCCGGCCUGAUCAAGGUUAUCGAUCUCCAGUCCCUGGGCCUCGACGGCACCAUCGACGCGGAGCUGCUCUGCACCGCGCCGGCGCUCCGCGUGGUGAGCCUGCAGAACAACACGCUGCGCGGCGGCCUCCCGGCGGGCGUCUCGGCCUGCUCGGAACUCACCCACCUCUACGUCGGCCGCAACUGGCUCUCCGGCGCCCUGCCGAGCUCCCUCGGCAACCUCGGGAAGCUCCACGCGCUUGACGUCUCCAGGAACGAUUUCUUCGGCGAGAUCCCCGCCGGACUCAGCCACCUUCACGGCCUCAUAAGGUUCAACGCCAACGACAACCACUUCCAAGGCACCAUUCCUGAUUUCGACCUCGCCAGGUUCGAGAGCUUCAAUGUGUCCAACAACAACCUUACCGGACCUAUCCCCAAGAGCACCGGACACUUCCGCGGCGACAGCUUCGCGGGCAACGCCCCCGGCAUGUGCGGCGAGCCUGUGUUCCCUCGGUGUCCCUUUGAGGAAAGCAAAUCAAGGAAGACGCCUGCAUGA
Messenger RNA from Aegilops tauschii subsp. strangulata, 789 nucleotides. Its product is annotated as probable LRR receptor-like serine/threonine-protein kinase At4g31250. Gene Ontology annotation, molecular function: protein binding. NCBI's taxonomy places the organism in Eukaryota, Viridiplantae, Streptophyta, Magnoliopsida, Poales, Poaceae. The record is from RefSeq and is a predicted model, not a curated record.